Messenger RNA from Laetiporus sulphureus 93-53, 1026 nucleotides. RefSeq lists its product as uncharacterized. The coding region runs from base 1 to 1026 and encodes 341 amino acids. NCBI's taxonomy places the organism in Eukaryota, Fungi, Basidiomycota, Agaricomycetes, Polyporales, Laetiporaceae. The transcript is spliced from 8 exons. The record is from RefSeq and is a predicted model, not a curated record.
AUGGGAGAGAUCGGUCUCAUACCCUCACUCCUUGCGGCAGCCUGCCUGGAAACCUUUUUCUACGGCAUCUUCUUCACUCUCGCCACGGUUUCUUUCUAUCUCUUGUACCGACGACAGAAAGGUUUGGGAACAUGGGAAGGCGGAGGGCGAAGCCAGUCGAACUCCAGACUUCGAAAGUCACUCAGAUUCUUCUCGGUCGCCGUUGUACUUAUCUUCCUCUCCAACACUGUCCAAUGGGUGCUAGUUCUCGCGCGGCUGUUUGAAGCCUUCGUAUACUACAAAGACGGCGAUGCACCAUUGGAAUUUUACGCCGAUCUGUCGAAGGCAACGGAAGUUGUGCGAACUGGCGCACUAAUAUUUACAGUCAUAGCCAGUGAUGCAAUGAUUAUAUACCGCCUUUGGAUCGUGUGGGAAUUUAACAAACAAGUUGUCAUAUUUCCGCUCUGCACACUUGUUGGCUUAAUCGUCUGCGGUGUCGGUACCGUGUACCAGAUGACGACAUUCCGUCUCGGCGAAGAAAUCUGGGUCUCCGCUCUGGGUCGCUGGUUGACUGGUAAUGCGGUGUUCACGCUUUGCAUCAAUGUGUAUAGCACAACUAUGAUCGCAUGGCGCAUUUGGAGAAUAAAUGCAGCUAUCUUGGGCCAUAGACACGGCAGUCUGAUGUCUGUCAUGGCUAUGAUUAUCGAAAGCGCUGCACUCUAUACGCUAUGGGCUACCUUCUUCCUGGCCACUUACGAGGCUGGAACCAACUUGCAAUUCGUGGCCAACGAGACAUUGGGUUUCGUCGCUGGCAUAGCCUUCAUGCUCAUCAACGUACGCGUUGGCAUGGGAUGGGCUCAGAACGAAACGGUCACAAUUUCAGAAUUUGUAGCUGCUCCAGGCACAUCAGCUAUUGGUGAUCAACCAUUCAUGAUGAGGCCUUUGGCCGUCAAUAUCUCGUCCACUGUACACAACGAUCACGAGUCUGAUGAUGUUCAUGUCAAGUAUUUUUCUGACAGAUCUUCCACCCUCGUGUCGGGUGCUUGA